Molecule: messenger RNA, 2438 nt
Organism: Paramisgurnus dabryanus
Lineage: Eukaryota; Metazoa; Chordata; Actinopteri; Cypriniformes; Cobitidae
Source: RefSeq, a predicted model, not a curated record
UAGCACACAUACACAGAUACACAGAUAGAUACACACACACACACACACACCCGGCUCCCUCUACAGCUGCUGUAAAACACAUCAUCACGCACUUCGCACAUUCAACUGUGUAAACCCGCAUUGACACAGGCUUCGGGUUGCCUUAAUUUGGGGUUUGUCGGCACAGAUCAGAGGGAAGAUGAUUAAACUUUUCUCGCUGAAACAGCAGAAGAAGGACGAGGAGUCUGCCGGGGGAACGCGAGCGGGAGUCGGCGGAAAGAAAGCGAGCGCGGCCCAGCUACGGAUACAGAAGGACAUCAACGAGCUGAACCUUCCUAAGACAUGUGAGAUAGUUUUCCCGGACCAGGAUGACCUGCUCAACUUUAAACUCAUCAUCUCACCAGAUGAGGGGUUCUACAAAGGAGGAAAGUUUGUGUUCAGUUUUAAGGUAGGACAGGGGUACCCUCACGACCCUCCAAAAGUCAAAUGUGAAACAAUGGUUUAUCACCCCAACAUUGACCUUGAAGGAAAUGUCUGUCUAAAUAUUUUAAGAGAAGACUGGAAGCCAGUGUUGACUAUAAACUCCAUCAUAUAUGGACUACAGUAUCUGUUCCUUGAGCCAAAUCCCGAAGAUCCAUUGAACAAAGAGGCGGCAGAAGUCCUGCAGACGAACCGGCGGCUUUUUGAACAGAACGUUCAGAGAUCACUGAGAGGAGGCUACGUGGGUGCCACCUACUUUGAACGCUGUCUGAAAUAGUCCCAAGUCUACUGGCCCUUACAUCCCAGAAUGCAUUUAUUGUUUACAUGCGCUGAGAAAUACUGACUGACACACUGACCGAAGAGAAGCAGGGGGAGGGGUUUCUCAUGGGGACGGACUCAGCGCCAUGUGGGUUAUAAAGGAGUAGGCUUUGAAAGGCUGGUCAGUGAUUGUUGCUCAGAGAAUUCAGUCGUAUUUGCCACUAUGCUGGUACCCACUGUUGUUUUUUUGUUUUGUUUGUUUUUUUCAUCGUUUUUUUUUUUUUGCCGGGCUUCACAUGCUAACUUAUCCUCCCACUUACAGACAUGAACCGAGAGAGUCAUAUUCAGAUCAUUUACACUUCUCUUGUAUUCCAUUAUGAAGGCAUGAGGACUGGUUUUGUUUGGGCUACAGUAACGGGAAACCUGCCUUGCAUUGCACAUAUUCAGCUGCGUUAAAUAGUCACUAAUUUAGGUUUUUGGAGAAAAAAAAAAACUUGUAUAGUAUCGCAUUCGACCAAUUCAGAAAACGCUGACCGAUUGACACGACAGACUUACGGACUGCCUCAAUUCAGAUUGAUGGGAUUCGUAUGCAAAUGAGCGGUUGUGAAGUUGGGAGACCUUGAUAUGUUUUACCAGUUUUCAUGGUUGGGAUUGGGUGGGAUUUUCAUGAAGAGGGAUGGCGCGGGUUUAGGAAUGGUUGCAUAAAAUGUUACAGUUCUGUUGUGUAUAUUGAAAUCCCAGCUGUUCACAAUGACUGCAAUAUGAAUUGUUAAAUAAAAUAUUGACUUAAAUGCCUGCAUUUUAAGAUGAGUGUAAACGACGAAAGCAGAUGUGUUUAAAAUCAAUAAAAUGUUUUAUCUGACUUAAUCAGUUCAAGAAUAUUUCGCUACAUAAAACCUAUUGUAUUAAGAAAAUUGAAGCCAGGUAUUAUCUGAAAUUGGUAGUUAUUUAUGGCCAUUUGUCUAUGAAAACUUUGCUUUCAGGUGUUGCUGAACUUUCACAGAAUCACAUUUUCCCCCAAGAACCAUUAUCGCAACCCAAAUAAUUACCACAAUUUUAAGACUGAACCUAGGUUUUAACUAAAUUAAUCAUUCAAACACCAGCCUCAAAGCACUAGUUGGUAACACUUUGCGUUAACGUUGUUUUGUUGACAUGCAAAAGCUAACAUAAACUACCAUUAAACAAUACUUCUACAGCAUUUAUUAAUCUUUGUUUAUGUUCAUUUAAAUCAAAAGUUGUAAUUGUUAAGAUUAGUUAAAGGGAUAGUUCACAAAAAAAGAAAAUUAAUUUAAUCAUUCUUAUGUUGUUACAAACCUGCCUUAUUUUAUUUUUAUUUUUUUCGAUUAACACGAAGGAAGAUAUUUUGAGGAACGUUUGUAACCAAACUAUUCAUGAGCCCCAUUCACUUCCAUAGUAUUCUUUUUUCGACUAUGGAAGUGAAUAGGUCUCAUUAUCGGUUUAGGUAACAACAUGAGUUUUGAGUAAACUAUCCCUUUAAUGCCCAAUGAACUAACAUGAACAAAUGUAUUAGCAUUAACAAAGAUUAAUAAAUGCGGAAAACAUAAACUGAUCAUUGAUGGUUCAUAUUAGCUAAUGCAUUUACUAAUGUUAGCAGAUACAACCUUAUUGUAAAGGUUUACCAAAAAUGCUGUCACUCUGUGGAGUUUCUAUACUUAUAAUUUGAGAAGAUAAAUGAGUAGAUGUUUGUAGUAUCACUCGGU